This is a messenger RNA of Aspergillus chevalieri, 1932 nucleotides long. RefSeq lists its product as uncharacterized. NCBI's taxonomy places the organism in Eukaryota, Fungi, Ascomycota, Eurotiomycetes, Eurotiales, Aspergillaceae. The coding region runs from base 1 to 1932 and encodes 643 amino acids. The transcript has 3 exons. Gene Ontology annotation, biological process: chromatin remodeling. The record is from RefSeq and is a predicted model, not a curated record.
AUGGACGACCCAGCGAGUCGUGUCCCGGCGCAGCUGCUGCCGCAUAUGCACCUGGUGUCGCGAUAUCGCUACCCGUUGAUGCAUAUGUUGCCCACCGACACCGUGGUCGAAUACCUACUCACCGCGCCCAAAGUCGUCCGCGAACUGCAGCCGAUGCACUGGACUUUCCUUGAUGGACCUCAAGAUGGUACUGUGAUGCUCACCUGGCAGCCGCUGAACCAUUUGACAACUAGCUUUGCCAGCGAUGGCUAUGUCUGGGCUGAUGUCGAGCAGGCCUUUACCUUUGAAGCUCGCGGUUAUACCGUCGAAAUGUGGCUGCAUCGCAGCGGCUACCACCCUCCCAACGAACCUGCUGCGAUUCACUGUCGCAGACGCUACCGAUUGUUACCCUCCAAAGUGCCCAAUCCGAACCUGCCUCCCGCGGACCCGUCCCUCUGGAUCGUUCACUAUUCGAGAGCCCCUCCGACGGAUCAUAUCCACGCGAACCGCAUCCCGAUCGCACCUCAAGUUCAGAGCAUGCUGGCCCAGCGGCGGUUUCUGCAGAGCCAGGGGCAGUUGGCCCGCAAAGAUUUCAUGCUGCAUGAUCGCAACAGCUGGCCAAGCAUCAACCUCCCGCCGCAGAUGGCUCCACAGGGAUUUGCGCACCCCGCAGGACCCUAUGCCGCUGCCAUGCCGGGCCGUCCACCAUUCUAUGCCCAGCCAGGCCAGGUCCUUGCUGGCCCAGCCGGAGCCGCUCCGGCCAAGGCGCCUCGCGGUCAUCGGGCCCCGUCUGUUGCCAUGAACGCCGCGACCGCCGAUUUUGCGCUCGAAGAUGAGGAUGUCUCUGCGGGAGAUAUGAUGGACUUGUUGACCCCCCGCGAAGUCAGCAAAAUGCGAUAUCAGCAACACCACGAAUGGAUGGAAGAGAUCUUCGCUUCGCCCUAUGCGAUCAACCAGAUUACGCCCGUGUCGCUGGGUUUGGGUCGGAAGGGCGAACUGGAAUCACUGACAUUGGGCUUCUUCGAUGCUCCUGUGGGGCCUAGUGCCAAUGGAGAAAAUAAGGAAUCCAAGGAUGCGCCGGAUUCUGCCGCAGCCAAGAUGGAACCCGCCAAGGCGGAGGAGUUCGCGGAUCGCGUGGCCAAGAAAGUGGCAGACAUGACUGCUGAGAUUGAGAAGUUGAAGAAGCGCCAUGCGAAGCGCAUGGAGCGCUUCAACCGUACAUCUUUGUUCAAGGAUGCGGAGCUUCGACUGCGUGAGGCAGCCACCGACCCGACUGACACCGGAUCGGAAAACUGGCGAUUGGAGGGCCGGAUCGAGAUUCCCACCGAAGAGGACGGUACACCGGUGGAGCCGAUGGUGCAAGAGAAACCCAAGUACAAGGUCGAUGAUAUCAUCCGGGAGGUGGAAGGUUCAUACCAGAAGCAGAUCACGCCGGAACCAAAAAUCUCGUGUGUGCAAAAGGGCGGGUUGCUGGAGAAGAUCGAACCAGAACCCAAACCGGACACUGCUAUUGGCGAUAUCGUCAUGGAACAUGCCGACAGCCACUUGCUCGACCAAUUCGGCUCUCCUAACAACCAGCAGACACAGCCACAACCGGGCCAGGACGUUGAGAUGAACAUGGGCGAUGGUCGACCGGUGAAUACAGCCACAGGCGAAACCGGCGACUGGGUGAUGGUCAACAACGAAGAGAAGCAAAAUCAAGGGGCCGCGACAGCCGGCACGGGUCAAACCUUGAUCCCUGGACAAACAGGAAACGCCGGUGAUACGGGACUUGACACGAGCAACUUCGAUUUCACCAACAUGGACAGCGCAGGCGACGCUUUGGCUGCCUAUACGGAGCAGAACGAGGGGUUGGAUCUUCCAGAUCUGGAGACGUCGGCGUUUGGGGACGCAUUCCACGCGUCGGAUCACGAGAAUACUCACCACCAUCACGAUGCGGAUGAUAUGUCGUGA